CACAAAGACAUGAGUCAUUGACUCAUCUCUGCUCAUGUAUGUGGGAGAUUUGUCACCAAAAAUCACCCUCUAAGCCCAACUGCUCGGAAUAAGUACAACUGGUGUUUUCCCCGACACAUUUUAAUUCCAAAAAUAAACUGACUAGGCAAUCCUAGACUUUACCUGCCUGUAAAUCUUUAUCUUUAUCUGUUUUCUCUGCUUACUGUCUUCAGCCCCCUGCUCUGUAUAUUUGUGUUGCUUGAUAAAAGUGCAGUUUAAAUCAGUAUCAUGCAUCAAGCCAGAAUAAUCUCAUUGUAUCAAAGGAUCAAAAGCCCUCCUCCUUCUGUUCCCCUGCAGCUCUGGUAUGUUUUCACAUCAUGUGUUUGUGUAGCGACUGAAAAGGAGGAAGAGAAACUACACAGGCCACAUGAAGCCACUGCCUCCACUGACAUCACAUCACGUCAUGUCACAUUCUUGUGAAGACGCACGCAUGCAAUUCAGGAAAAACGAGUUUGGAGACAUUUCUGCUAGUCACCCUCCCUCCUGUCUUUCUGUCUACCUCUCGCUCUUUCGUGUUUAUAUACAUCUUGACAGUAUCUCCUGAUGGUGUAAUUGACUCUUCCUCCGCCUGUGACUUCUUCCAAGCUGAUCAUGGAGUACUCUCAGUCUUUCUCAACCCUCAACGAGAGGCUGAGACCUAAAAUAACAAAAAGUGAACAGCUCUACUCCUCUCUGAACAGACUGGAGGAGAAACAGUUGAACUCACUCAGGAGCAAAUCCUCAUCUUACCGACCCACAGUUCUGCCAACAGAACCCGAACCAAAGGACUGUGUGGCCACAACAGAACCAGAAGAUCCAGAGGAACCUGAAGACAACUACGAGCAGGAAGAUUUGGUCUCCGAAGAAGAAAAUUGUGCUGAUCAGUUAAAACACUUGUGCCUCAUCACCGAGCUCAGUCUAAAAGAUUUUGUAGAAGAGGAAUCGGUUGACGAGAACAGAAACACAUCCUCGCCUGAGGAGAAAGAAAAUCCAGGUGAGCUGAUCUCAGAGGGGGCAGGUGAUUCCUCAGAGUCAGUAGCUACGGACGGUGAAGGUGGGAGCUCCUUCCAGAGGAGCUACAUGAACCGGACUUUACCAGACCUGAUCAACAGUGGCAGGCCGCUCAACCGACGUCGGACACUGGGACAUGUCUCAGACACGCUUAAAGAAGUGCGCAGAGAGGUGGAGCUGUCUCGGAGACGAAGUAUCAAGCUUAAGGCACAGGUGGACAAACUACAGGAGAGCAGAGAGGGACCGGGAUGGAGCCAACACAGAGAGAGGGUCACAGAGGAGAUUCUGUCCAUACUGGGGCUACUGCGCCCGCUGACAGAGUCAGAGUCCAGCCCACCUGAACCCUCUCAUGGUGUAAACCGCCUGGACGCUUCCCUGAGCCAGCUGCAGAAUGUGGCCCGCGAACUGGCUAUUAGUCACACCAAACAGUUCAAAUCUGGAGAAGGAGCAGAGGACAGUGCCGUUCUGCAGCAGGCGUUACGGGACAGAGAUGAGGCCAUAGAGAAGAAGAAGGCAAUGGAGGCCGAGCUGCUGCGGAGUAAAACGGAGAUGAUGUUGCUAAACAACCAGCUGCUGGAGGCUGUACAGAAACGUCUGGAGCUAGCAGUGGAGCUUGACGCCUGGAAGGAGGACGUUCAGCUGAUCAUCCACCAGCAGCUGCAGAGUCAGCAGCAGGCAGAGCAGGCCCAGAAGAAGCCCUCCCGCCUGGGCAUCCUGAGGAGAACCAACAAACUGCCCAUCCAGCGGCCAACCAACUUCCCUUUGUCUACACCCGUCCCUCCCACAACCAACUCCAACCAAAUCUUCAUCCCCAGAGCUGCUGUUUCCGCUGCUCCGACUCCCUCCACUGGCACCCAACGCAACUGGAGGGAAAAGCUGAGGUGGACCAAGACUAGUCGUCAAGGAGACCAGGAUGCAGCGGGGCAGGAGUCAGAGGGCAGGGGUGACAACGGCUUCCAGGUCGUAUCCCUCGAUUGAAACAGUAAUGAUUUUGCACUGAGUACUUAAAUUAUGAUGCACAGCGCUGAUGUCUAACAAUUUAAAGUCCCCCUCUCAUUCAUUCAU
Molecule: messenger RNA, 2094 nt
Organism: Sander lucioperca (pikeperch)
Lineage: Eukaryota; Metazoa; Chordata; Actinopteri; Perciformes; Percidae
Gene: bicdl2l
Product: bicaudal-D-related protein 2-like
Exons: 6
Coding region: 631-2007 (458 amino acids)
Biological process (GO): vesicle transport along microtubule; Golgi to secretory granule transport
Source: RefSeq, a predicted model, not a curated record